Salmo salar (Atlantic salmon) is the source of this 5703-nucleotide messenger RNA. RefSeq names its product DNA topoisomerase 2-binding protein 1-A. Lineage: Eukaryota; Metazoa; Chordata; Actinopteri; Salmoniformes; Salmonidae. The record is from RefSeq and is a predicted model, not a curated record. Gene Ontology annotation, biological process: mitotic DNA replication checkpoint signaling; mitotic G2 DNA damage checkpoint signaling; DNA replication initiation.
AAUCACUCAAAAGGUGCGGAGUUAAGAGCCCAACAAACAAGAGUUGGGUCUCAGCUUUUAUAACCUUUGUCUAUGAGGCAGUUUAGCAGGUGUGUGUGACAUCAUGAUGGGAACAUAGUGUACAACAUAGUGAUAACGCCAGUUUUGUUACUGUCUAGCUGCUGCUCAAGCUAGCCUCUUAUCUCCAUACAGCUGUGCCCUUGAAAGAUACGAAAAGAACAGGAUGGACUCAAACUGGUUACUCUUGGGGAGCACGUGAUGCCGCGGAGCUGAACAGACGUUGACAACCCGAGCUCUUCAAAGUUAUCCUAUUAUUACCUAAAUAACAACGUUGAAACAAUAUUCUAACAUCGGCUGAUAAAUUGUGAAGUACUUACCUUCCCAAAGAGCCAUGGACCUCCGACCGAGAGGCAAGAAGGACGACCAAAACGUUGUUGAAUCCCAAGACAACGAUAACGCCACAGCUAGCAACUUUAGCAUUAGCCCUCAUAACUCAGACGACAGUUCCAGACUGUUGCUCUCGGCAGGCUCUCAUGCUGGCUACUCUCCUCCGGGAAAUUCAGGAUGGUAACAAAGGUCUUUCUAUGAAAAUUGACAAGAAAUCGGCUGAACUCCAUUCUUCCAUCGACGACCUGAAAUCCUCCAUGAAUGAUCUCCUUAUGAGAACGACUGAGGCCGAGAUGCGCAUUAGCACAGUUGAGGAUACCAUCGCUCGACAUGACCAGGUUCUGAUAGAACUGCAGAAGGAUAAUGCCUACCUCAAAAACAAAGUAGACCAGAUGGAGAACCAGAGCAGAGGUAGUAAUAUCCGUGUGGUGGGAUUGAAAGAGGACAGCGAGGGCCGUGACCCGGUCCGCUUCUUCACUCAAUGGAUCCCGGAUGUCCUAGGCAUAAUCAACUUCACCAAGCCGCUGGAAAUCGAACGUGCCCACAGAACAUCAGCGCCGAAACCCCGGCCAGAGGAGCCCCCACGUGCCGUUCUGGUCAGGUUCCUCCGUUUCCAAGACAGAGAAGAUACUGCAACUCGCAAGAGCCAAAGGGGACAUCACCAUCGAUGGCAAGAGGGUCAGCCUUUUCCCGGAAAUGAGUGCCGAUCUCGCCAGACGUCGCAAGCAGUUCAGACCUGCCGCCAAAGCACUGAAGGAGAAGAACAUCACCGGCUACCUCAUCCACCCUGUGCGGAUGAAAGUUCAGUACAAAGGCCGAUGCCAUAUCUUCAACACACCGGGAGAAGUGUUCACUUUUCUCAAAGAACCGAACCGCGUCUGAAAAACGGUCUCUCUGGGGGAUAAGAUCCAAUUUGUUUGUUUUCUCUUAUCUGGACUGAACUGCUGAUAUCUUCUUGGAAUUUGGAUCCGUUUACCCCGCUAUCCGGUCACUAUAAUUGAUUUGUACAUUUUCAACUAACCGUUUUUCCCCGGGAUGUGGCUCAGAUGAAGGAAUAUUCCUCCAUUCCACUUGGCAGUGUUCAAAACUACACGGUUUCUGGCAGGGGGUAUGCGAUACCAUAUCCUCAAUCCACGGGGUUGCUUUCCCUUUAGACCCGGAGGUCUGUCUACUGGCCUGUUCAGACACACUGACCUGCCUAUAGAGGACUAUGUGUGCCCUGUGCUCCGCGGCUGCACCGUCUGUGUCACAGGCCUCUCCACAGUGGAGCGUAAGGAGGUACAGAGGCUCUGCCAGCAGCACGGUGCCAGCUACACAGGACAGCUCAAGAUGAACGAGUGCACCCACCUCAUUGUCAGCAAGCCCUCUGGUCAAAAGUACGAGUAUGCACAGAAGUGGAAUGUCUUCUGUGUAUCUCUGCACUGGCUGUUUGACAGCAUCGAGAAGGGCUUCUGCCAGGAUGAGAGCCUCUAUACCUCCAUCCCCACCAGCAAGAAGAAAGAGGAGUUUCUGUUGGGGUUGAGUCAGAUUUCUGUGAACACCAGCAUGACCGUGGAUGACACGGCGAUGACCAAUGCCACGGUCAGCCGUCUGGACACUCCAGAUCCCAUUGAUGCUCUGGACAUCACAGUCUGCCCCACAGACGACCUCCUGGACGGCUGCAAGCUGUACCUGUGUGGGCUGCCAGGGAAGCGGCUGGAGAAGCUGCGUCGGCUGGUCAACAUAGCCGGGGGCCUGCUCUUAAAUCAGCCCAGCGAGGACCUCACCCACGUGGUCAUGGGAGACCAAGACGAAGACACUAAAACCUUCCUGGCCAAAGCCACACACAGGCCUCAUGUGGUGACGGUGCAGUGGCUGCUGGACAGCUUCUCCAGAGGCAGCCUGCUCCCUGAGGGGGACUACCAUCACCUGGCCUGUCUGCCUCCCGCCCCUGCAGCUAUGGCCAUGCCUGCCCCCCGCACCUCCGCCUCCCACCCCUCUUCCACCUCCUCAGCCGCCCCCCCUGCUACCCUCCGACACAGGAAGGCCAAGGAGGACAUGCUAUCUCAGUACAUGGAUGAUGACCAGAGAGUGGUGGAGAUGCCUCCUCCAGCUGACGGUAACAGCCACAGAAGGCAGAGUGCUGCAGCGCCAGAGCCUUGGGUCUCAGCCCCAGACCAGUCUACUACUGCAGACGGGGAUGGGGCCAGUGCUGACACCACCCUGCAGGAGGCCAGCGAGGCGGGCCUGUUUGCGGGAAAACGCUUCCUCCUGUUGGGCUUCGGGGCUGAGGUGGAGGCCCAGCAUUCCAUGCUGGUGACGGAGAACUGUGGGAAGGUGCUGGUGGGGCACACGCGGGUGGUGGUUGACUAUGCUGUGGUGCCCCUGUUUGGCUGUGAGGUGGAGGCCACUGUGGAUGAGGUGGUCACUGAUACCUGGCUGGCAAUGUGUGUGGAGCAGCAGUGUAUGUUAGAGCUGGGCUCCCAUGCCCUUUUCAGCCCUGUGCCAGUGAUAGAGGGCUGCUCCCCGCUCAGAGACUGUGUCCUCUCAGUCAGCCAGUUUACUGGGGCAGAGAGGGAGUCCGUGGUAGAGCUAGCCAAACACCUGGGAGCCAGUGUCCAGGACUACUUUGUACGCAUGGUCAACCAAAGGAACGGCAUGCUGGCCAGUACCCACCUAGUGCUGCAGAGCCCCGAGGGCACCAAGUACCAGGCGGCCCAGAAGUGGGGGCUGCCUGCCGUCACCCUGCGCUGGGUGCUGGAGUCUGCCAGGACGGGCCGGAGGGCAGAGGAGGGGCACUUCCUGGUGGACUUGCCUCCUUCUCCAGAGAGAGAAGAGGAGAGUUUUGUGGGGGGCCCCCAGAAGCAUUCCAUGCUCCCCCCCCUGUCCCGUAUCAAGUCCCCAGUGAUUCCCUUGCUGGGCCCCCAGAGGGGGGCGGCAGUCACCCCCCUGGACAUGGGCCGCUUCCAGAGUAAGGUGUUCCGCUCCGUGCUGGAACAAGGCCUGCCAGAGAAGGACUGUACCACCCUGAGAGGCCAGGAGGGGGGCAGGAAAGCAAGGGGGCAGAAAGACUCUCCAGCGCUGCAGUUGGACACUCCCUCCCGCUUCCUUUACCGAGACCAGCUCUUCAGACCCACCUUCAACGUCAAGGAUGCGUUAGCGGCGUUGGACACGCCAGGGGGCAGGACUCAGUACGGUCAGGCCACGACCCCGCUGUCAGAGGUCAUCGGGAGGAACCUGAAGGUGGCCCUGGCCAACAGCACCCACAGCCACACCCCUGACCUCCAGGCUCUCACAGCUAGCCCCCAGCUUUGCAAGGAGACACACAGAGAGGUGGAGGAGCAGGAGGCUGCUCCCCUGGCUGGCGUGAUGAUCUGCGUGAGUAAGAAACUGAGCAAGAAGCAGGGAGAGCUCAACGCCAUCGCUGCCUCACUAGGAGCUGACUUCAGGUGGUCGUGUGACGACACGGUGACUCACUACAUCUAUCAGGGUCGUGUGGGGGACAACACGCGAGAGUACAGGGCUGUGAAGGAGCGAGGGGUGCAUGUGGUGUCUCAGCACUGGCUGCAGGCGUGUGCUGAGGAUCAGAGGCAUGUGUCUGAGUCUCUCUACCCAUUCACCUACAACCCCAAAAUGAGCCUGAACCUCAGCCAGGUGCCUCCUGACAGUAGCCAGAGGUCUACCCCUGCCACCCAUACCUCACAACUUGGAGACCUCACUGAGGCCCAAAAGAACAAGUCUGAAGACAAUGCAGUGGAAGACGCCACUACUUCCCACCGCAUCAGUGAAGGAGAGACUGACACAGAGCAGGACCAGGACAAUACAGAGAGGAGAGACCUGUCUGAAACCCUGAAGAUGAGGGAGAACCUCCAGAGGCAACUGCAGGAGAUCAUGUCAGCCACCAAGAUGACUACUGGCCGGCUCUCCUCGGCCCGCCUCACCCGCCAGUGCUCCGGGGAGUCCGACUCUGAACCCCAUACCCCCGACAGGCAGGCCCGCAUGGGCCGCAACGCAACCGGCCGACGCGCCCUGGAGGCACUGAGGAUGUCUCGUCAGGCAGCCGUGGACCUGAACACAGAGCCACCUCAGAGCGAGCAGAUCGUGUGGGACGAUCCCACGGCCCGGGAGGAGAGAGCCAAGCUGGCUGACAACCUGCAGUGGCCCAUCAGCUCCUCCCAGCACUCUGAACCCCUAGCAGCACCCCUCUCCCACCACGCCGGACACACCCUCAGGGACUCCAUGACCGACUCUGAGCUGGUGGAAAUAGCGGUGUGUGAUGUCACUGACCAGCAGAUGGGUCAGAGAGUGAUGACCCCGCUAGUGGAGGAGCCAAAGCCUGACCUCACCCUUAAAUCCCCUAGCAUUGCAUUCCCUCUCGCCAACUCUCCCGUGCCCCCAGAGCCACAGACUGAAGAGGAGAGUGUGGCGGAGAAGAAGCCUCCUCGAUUCCAGCUGUCCUCCCUUAUCCCCCAGGAGAGGAUCGACUACACCGCCCUCAUAGACGAGCUGGGUGGUGUGGUGCUGGACAAGCAGUGCUUUGACCCCAGCUGCUCCCACAUCAUUGUGGGGACCCCUCUGAGGAAUGAGAAGUACCUGGCAGCCAUGGCCGCGGGGAAGUGGAUCCUGCACCGCUCCUACCUGGAGGCCUGUCGCUCCGUGGGACACUUCAUCCAGGAGGAUGAGUAUGAGUGGGGCAGUAGCUCCAUCCUGGAUGUGCUACCGUCCAUCAGCUCCCAGCAGAAGAGGCUGUCGUUGGCCGCCAUGCGCUGGAGAAGGAACCUGCAGUACCGCAAUGACCAGGAGGGAUCAUUCAGUGGUUGGACCGUCAUGCUGAACAUCGACCAGACCAGAGUGUCAGGGUUCAGACGACUCCUGCAGUCUGGUGGAGCAAAGGUUCUCCCCAGUCCCUCUCCAUCUCUGUACAAGGGAACCACCCACCUGUUUGCAGAGUUCAGUCGGUUGAAGCCAGGAGACUUCCGGGUGGACGUGCCAGAGGCCAUGUCCCAGGGGGUCAAAUGCCUAAAGCCAGAGUUCAUUGCAGACUACCUCAUCCAGGAGCCUAUUCCACCAAUAGAGAUGUACUAUCUGCCUGAAGCUGCCCAAUGUCUGCCAGCGGGCACAGAUGCCAUCCGCGCCACACCCUCCCACAAGCGCAAAGCAACAGGAGAUUCCUCAAAGUUGAAGAAGACUCGCCUCAAGUAAAAACAUUGUCAUUUAGAGCUUUGGUGUCAACUAGUAAAUUCCAUCAUUUUAGAAAUGCCCCUGCAAGCCAUAAUGAUAUGUCUGUAAAUAAGAUUUUUUUAUUAGCUGUAUGAAAAUAAAAUGUAUUUGACAAGU